GCUGGUUUGCUUUUCUCUGAUCUCUAAACAAAAGAGCUUACUUUUUCUACACUCCAAUUAAUAAGAUUUAAAAUCUAAAAACAAAUUAAAUGUGAACGUUGAUUAAUUUUUCCCAAGUUUUGUCUCUUCCUUGCUACGUCUGGUAGUUGUAAACUUUGAAAGACAUGAAAUAAUUCUAGCUUUUAAAGUUCUUUAGUAAGUAUGUCUGUUUUACUUGGUGUGAUCGACCAAGCAAUCGGAAAAUCAGACACCAUAGGCUGGGAAACAAGUAAAGUUGGAGGAUUACCAGUAAGUAAGUUUUAGUUUAUUUCGUCGUUUUAGUUUUAGUUAAGACCGCGUUAGUACUUGACUGCCUUGCCGAUUGCCUUAGGCCUUAGUUAGUAAGUAAUAAGUAAGGUUAACUUAUUUACUUUUACUUAGUAAGUAAGACUUAGAGACAAUCAAAUAGAUUUAGAUAGAGAGAUUUUUUAAAUUUUAGUUUAUUAUUAGUCACUUAGCCUGGCACUUCUUAUGUCUGACUACUCAGGCCCAGAGCUCAGCCUAUUCAAAAUUAGGCCAUCUAGGGCUCAUUUAGGCCUAAUCGGCCUAAUUCUAAUCACUAAUACUAAUACUUAUAGUAAUAGUAUUAAUAGAAUUACUUAUAUUUUUAGUAUUACUCAUUAGUGACUCAUUAGUAUAGUCAUUAUUAUUAAGCCCUAUCUUUAUACUUCAUUAGGCAGAUACUUUAUCAAUCAUAUUCAUAUGUUUUUAUGAUUUUAUGAUAGUACAGUAAUAGUAUCAGUAUUGUCAAUAUCGCCAGUAGUAUAACGACACUAUCAUAUGAAAGUAUUAGUAUUAGUAUUAGUCUUCCUCUUCAUUUACAUCUUUGCCUUUUCAACAGUGGAGCAUAUAUGGCAUAUAAGGCAUAUAUUUGACAUUAUAAUAAUUCUUUUCCCAUUCCAAGCUUUCCGGGCUCUAGUUAUCCCUCUAACUCUAACUCAGUCCAGUCCUAUAAUUUCAUGAAAUUAAUAAGCUAAUUAUAGGCAGGUAAAUGAAGUGAACUUUUCUGUUUGAUGAUGUGAAUUAAAUCAUAAUAUUUAUUUUUAUCAAUGUGUUAUUAUUAAUGUUAAUCAAACAUUUUUGUUAUUAACUUUUCAGGAAUGGAUUCAGCCAGGGACAUCAACCAAAGACAUCAAGUGUAAAUCUUGUAACCAAAGCUGUUCUUUGAUAGCACAGCUUUAUUGUCCAUUGAAUGGAUCACCAUUUCACAGAUGCCUCUAUAUAUUUGUCUGCUGUGGAGACUGUAGUAAAAACCCAAGUGGGUAGGUUGUAUAUUUUAUAGGUCAAGCUAACUGAUGACAUGUGACCAAUGACAUCACUGACAACAGUUUUUGCUUUACAUCCCAAAAGAUGAAUUAUUGCACUUUCUUUAAAGUUUUAAUGAAUGGUUAUUUAAUUUUGUUAAGGUGGGUGGGGUGCGAAUUAUUUCCUGUUUUUUUUUUUUAAUUUGUAAUUAUAUUGUCUACAACUACUUUGUUUUCUGUUAAUAUAAAAGUUAUAUUACAAUGCCUAUGUUGAAAAUUGCCCCUUUUUUUCUUUUUACUAUAAAAUUUAAAAAACACAUCUAUAGAUAGUAUUUUGUGGUAAGAUAAAAAAAAUGAUUAACCUUUUGUUUAUUAACAGGUGGAGAGUGUUUAGAUCAAUGGUUUAUGACAAAAGUUAUGAUUCAAUGGUCAUCAAGAAAGAAUCAUCAGCUGGAACAGGAACACAAUUUGAUAGUUGGACUGAUGACCAGGAAAACUGGUGUGAUGACUCAGAUGACUGGGGUGUGGGAUCAGGUGACUGGGGAACUGGGUCAGAUGACUGCUGCACCAAUAAAAGUUUCGCCCCACCAGUAAAUGGUUCCACAGAGGCCAAUCUAAAUCCUAGUUAUAAGUUGACAGAUGAUUUGAGCAAGUUAGUUGUCACAGAUAUCAAUUCUAAAGUAUUGCCAAAAGAGACAAAGCACAGUUUCUCAAGCCUGAAUGCAAUAGACUCAGAAGAUACUGUCAAUAAAGUUUCCAAAGUUGAGACAGAAGCUUUUGCACUGGUAGGUAUAUUAUUGACUUAAAGUAUUACAUUCAUAAGAUAAUGGUAUUAAUUUUAAGGAUGGGAAUUUCAGAUUGUGACUAAGGAUGACAGACUGUGACUUUAAAAAAAAAAAUUCCAAUUGUGCAAUAAAAAAAAAUAUCCAGCUUAAAUUCUUUAGUGCACUUUAUAAUUGUUUGACUCUAACUCCAACUUGGGGCCUCUGAGUACAAUAUUGGAAAUGAAUCUGGCACCAUCAAAAAUGUCUGAACCUAAGCCAUGACAUCAUUAUACUAAUACAUUUAUUAAAAUUAUUCACAGUUAAAAUUUCUUGGAGAUGCCACUAAAUUAUCACUGUAGUGAAAUCCUGAAAGUAACAUUUAUCAUAGUUUUGUUGUUGUUAUUUGCGGUGAAUAAAUGAAUGUUCAAAUAUUAGAAGCAAUUUGAAUUUAUUUUGGAUUUAAUAGUGAUUCAAUUUUUUUCUUAAAUUUGUUCCCCCCUCUAGCUCAGGAUUGGAAAUGAUCCUGGGUCAGGAAACGAUGGAGAGAAAACCAGAGAUGAAGGUGAGAGUAUUUAUUUGCACUGUUGAUAAAUAAAGGCUUGAAAUGAAAACAGUUUUUUAUUUCUCUAUGGUUUAACACUUUUUUUAUCCACUUUACGCUUUUAAUAAAUGACCGUAUCUCCAAUCUGGAUUAAGUACAGCACUGUGUAAAGAAGGUUAAAAUCACAUAAUAUUAUUAAUAAUGCUGAGUAGUUUGGUGAAAGAGGAAGAUUAUUUUCAGAGUGCAUGCAUAAUAAGUGAACACAAAGGAAUGCUUUGAGUAGAAACCAUAUAGGCAUCAUUACUUAACCUACGUGAGUACUACAAUGUGGGGUGAUAAAAGUGUUGCUACUUUCAUUUAUUUUUUUGGAGACAGAGAGAGAAAAGUAAACUAUCCCUUACUAAAGGGAGGAGCAUUCAUUAAUCUUUGUAUUUAUUUAACGGAUGCUGAUUGAAACCUAUGCAAAUAAAAAAAUAUUUUAAAAACAUUGCAGGCACUAUUAAGUAAUAGAUUUGUGGUAUUUAAUAAUGACUGAAUUUGACUUGUUUUAGAAUUUUAUAAUAUAAAAGCAUCAUUACCUCAUUCUUUAGUUCAAAUGCUCUAAGAAAUUAUUAGUGUGUUGUUGAAUCCUGAAGAUGGAUUCAUAGCAUUCUGGUGAUUUCACUUCAUCAAACACCCCAUUCAUGUACGAAAGCAAAGACUAAUGGAAAUUAGGAUCUAAAUCCCAUCAGUCUGUGCCUUCUCUUAGACUUUGUUCCAUUUAAAUUGAAAUUUCUUGCAGAUUCCAUUUUCUUUUAUUAAUUCAAUGUCUUUUACUCCAGACAGAGCUGAACCAAUCUUAAACAAUGGUAAACAAUCAGAUAUAAGUGAGCCACAAGUCAUGUUAGAGGAGAUUGGUCUUCCUGACUCAGAAAGAGUUUUUGCUAUGGCUCAAAUACUCAACACUUCUCAUAAAGAGGUAUGACUGCAAUGUGUUUUGUGUGAUUUAUUUGUUAAUAAUACUAUUGUAACCUAUAAAUUAAUAAAUCAGUAAAUUUAAUACAUAUUAAAAAUAAAUAUUAUAUUUUCACUCCCCCUUUCUUUGUUGGGUCUGGUACAUUUUCAGUGCUUUCCCCAUAUUCAUUAUGUGCAUAUUAGCUAAAGGUUUUAAAAUUGUUUGUUUGUGUUCUUAUCAAGGUUCCGGAGCAGAGUCCACUAGGAGUAAUGGCCCCUGUUAUUUUCAAACCCUACUAUCUCUCUGUUGUGGAUGAGCCUGAUGACCACGAAUUCAGGAAAGACGAUCAUGUUGCAGAUCUUAUUCAGCGUUAUGAGCAGGCUGAGGGAAAACAGCUUUCCCUGCUGCUCUCUGAUGGGUUAGUUGUUGGUUGCUAUCAAAAUUAUCUGCUCUGUUAUGAUAAGAAAACAUUUUCUAAAAAAUUUUGAUUGAUUGUGCACAGCCCAGCUGAAAAAAAUUGAGACACCAACAUUAAGGAAAAGAGGGCUCACUGUUCUCUUUUCUUUCAGCCCGGGCAAGGCAAAAGUUGGUUUAGAGACGUAUGAGAAAACAGAGUUAAAACAUGGUGAUAAGAUGUUUCACAAGUUCUUGAAAAGACUGCAAAGACAUCCACAGCAAAGCAUCAGGUAAAGUAUUGUUGGCUCCAGCACACACUGCUGUUUUCAAUUAAUUUUUUAUUUCCCAAUUGAGGCUUAAAACAAAGCUUGUGGACCAGUUGCCCAACUAGUUGUUGAAACAUAACACUGUCAUUAAAUGAAAGGUGCCUUUAAUUUCAGGGUUUGAAGAGCUUUGUGUUCAAUUCAUGUUUUUGUUUCAGGUAUGACCGGGGAGGCAAGCCCCUAUUGGUCAGUGAAUUAGAUAACUCCCUGUCCAUUCCUCCCUGCCUGCACUGUGGAAGUGAGCAAAUAUUUGAGUUGCAGUUAAUGUCUCCCCUUAUUGCCUGGCUGAACCCGCUAGAUAGUGAGUAUAUGUUGUCUACUUUCACUUUGUGGUGGAAACCUUUUCAUAUUGAGCACAUGUUAUCUCCCCUUAUUGUGCAGUAGAAACCUUUUCAUAGUGAGUUUAUGUUGUUUCCCUAAUUGUGUGGUGGAAACCUUGAGGUAGUUAGUAUAUGUUAUCUCCCCUUAUUGUGUGGUGGAAACCAUGAGAUGGUAGACCUUUUUAAUAUAAGUAUAUUACAUUUCCAUUUUUUUUUUUUUGACAAGUUGAUGAGAAAUGAUCCAUUUCUCCCAAUAUUUCAAUAGUCAAAACUAGGGUAGAGUAGUGGAGAAAUAUAUAAAGACUCUUGUUUCUGUGUUAACUACUCUGAUUGUGUUUCAAGCAGAUGUUUUGCUCUAAUCAUUUGAAGUCUUCCAGUUUUCAAGAUUAAUAAGAUGAGAUUUUUCUUGGUUUCUUAAUGUUAUAACUAUACAUGUAAUUUUUCUGGUUAUAUGUUGCUUCAGUCAAAGUUUGUACUACAUGGUCCUUCUGUUGAUGUAUUCUUAUCCAGAAUGGUGGCAAACAGAAAAAUUUCUGUAAUUUAGUGUUAUUAAAAAAAAUAAUGUUCCUUUUUUUUAUGUUUUUUAAGGACUUGUUAUAACUCAUAAAAAUUAUUUUUUUAAAGUAACUGUCCUGUUAAACUAGUUGGUACUUCAGCUAUUUAAAAACUAAUUAAAAAAUUGUGUUAUUUUUUGUAAUGUAAUUUCAGGUAGCUCUAUCAGUGUUGAUUAUUUUAAAAUCUCAUUUCUUCCAGAUGGCGCUAUCAAUGUUGAUUAUGGAACAGUAGUUGUAUAUACCUGUCAAAAGAACUGCUGGCCCUCAGCUUCUGACAUUGACAGCCAACCUGGCCUUUUAGAAGAAUACAUUAUUUUGCAGGCUGACCCAGAUCACCAUUUGUAUAAAUAGUGUUAUUUUUUUCUGCGAUGACUAAAUUAAAUAAAUAAAAAGUAUUAAAAUAGUG
Molecule: messenger RNA, 5521 nt
Organism: Lymnaea stagnalis (great pond snail)
Lineage: Eukaryota; Metazoa; Mollusca; Gastropoda; Lymnaeidae
Source: the annotation of a GenBank genome assembly